AUGGUAAAAUCGACAUCGUAUCGUGAUGAUGACGAUGAUAAUAGUGACUCAGACGAAGAAGAAUAUGUAGUGGAAAAAGUAUUAGAUAAAAAAAUUGAAAAUGGAAUAACCAAAUAUAAAUUAAAAUGGAAAGAUUAUCCACUAUCUAAAAGCACCUGGGAAUCAGAAAAAAAUCUAAAUUGUCCAGAACUGAUUAAAGAAUAUGAAGAUAGUAUUGCUAAUAAAAAUAAUAAACCAACUGAAUCAUCAAUUGUAUCGACAACUUCAAAAAAAUCGACAAAAAAACGAACGAGAUCUACCUCUAGUUCCAACGACGAAUAUCAUGAUUUUGAUGAUGAAGAUGAUGAAAAAGAAACAGAGUCGAAGGGCACUAGUCGAAAAAGUAAACGUACGAAACAUUCUGUUCAAACAGACGAUGAAUCGAUUCAAAACCGUCGACAUUCUGGUCGUAAAAGUGUUAAAGAAACGAAUUCAAAAAUUUUGCAAAAUUUUGUAAGUUCUGAAGAAGAUGAUAUGGCUGAAGAAUUUCAAAUUAGAAGGUCAAAAAAAACUUCGGGUUCACGGAAGAAAGCAGAAAAAAAAGUCCGUAAUAAUGAUGAUGAUGAUGAUGAUGGUGAAGAUGAUUCUGUUUUGAUUGUUCGAAUUUCACCGUCGCAAUCGAGCUCUGUUAGACCAGGUGACAAUGACGAUAAUGAUGAGAAAAGAAAUGAUGUUCAUAAUGAUCCGUUUAGUAGUGGAAAACAAAAAUUAGAGAAAAUAAUCCGUGUUCGACGUCAAAAUCAAGUUGAUGAUAUACAAUUUCUCGUUAAACUGGAAAAUAUCACAAAACCACGAUGGAUAUUUUCAAGUAUUUUAAAUAAAGCAUAUCCACAAGAUGUGAUAAGUUUUUGGGAAAAAAAGGUCGAAUUUGUCAUGGAUUAA
This is a messenger RNA of Didymodactylos carnosus, 921 nucleotides long. The record is from the annotation of a GenBank genome assembly. NCBI's taxonomy places the organism in Eukaryota, Metazoa, Rotifera, Eurotatoria, Philodinida, Philodinidae.